AUGGGACUACUGGCAGUGGAUGAUACGAUAAACUUUGCGGCCCCGCUUCAUCGGACGCGCCGGCUAUUUGUGGCUACGAUGGCUCUCUGCAAGCUUUCUUUCUCGGCCGUCUUUCUCGCCUUCGUUGUUAUGAACGGCUUAGCGCGGCAAGUUCAGCUCGGCACGACUAACCUGAUGAGCAACAAAUGGACCACUGUACGGUUCAAUGAACCAAUGCUAAAGCCACUCGUUUUCGCUUCCCCUCCGACACUCACAGCGAACAACUUCGCUAUGGUCCUAAUAGGAUCAGUAAACAAAUCAAGUUUUGAGGCCCGUGUGUACUUCCCAAGGUGUGCGAGGCUGACAACCAGCAGCAGUGAAUCUUACCCCGUACAUUGGCUGGCGGUGGAAGCGACCGAAACCGGAUACUACGAUUACUCUACCAGGCAACAUGUGGAAUGGACGGCACGCGAAUACGUGAUUUCCACAGCAGGUGGCUUUGCAGCAGGCGAUUUGUUGUCAGCCCUUUUCUCCGCCUGGCAGGCUCAUUGGGGAAUUCCGAGCGUCGUUCUCGCCGUGCAAAACCAGCGGGAGAUGAUGCAAGAAUUUUACUCGGAGAAGGAGUAUGCCAAUCCCGUGGUCGUCCAUGGACAUAAUGGUGGAAUCCUAACAUUUUCGUUUUCCCGUCAGAUUAGUUAUCGAGCGUAUUUUUCCGUGAAGGUCGGCAUUUUUCUGUAUGUUCCUUCGCCUCACGCAGCUAUAAGUGGGGUGAACAUUCGGGCGCGGCGAUACGACUGGAAGGAGAAUGAGGCAGCUCCGCUGCCCGAGUUGGUUAUGGAUGGCUCUCAACCGUCACCAUUUGUUGCGCAGUGGGCGACCCGGUCAGAGACGCCGCUGGGCGUUCUACUGACGCAAGAGCGGCUUGCCGAUGGCACGAAUCCGGUGUCGUUGGUCGCAGUGCACGACUGCAGAAACACAGCAUCCCGCGAAGCUCAUGAGUUUGAGGUCACGUAUGCUUUUACUGCUGAGCAUGUCAACGGUGGGCCGAAUUGUUUCUGGCCGUCUGCUAAAGUUCCUCCUCUUCUUACUGAGCCAUGCAAGCUGGCAUGCCAUGCCCUCUGGUCUCUCUACGAGAGAAGUGUUUGGGCGUGCCAAGACGUCAAUGCAUGUUUCGAGCAUGCGCUGCGGUCCAUCAAGACCGUGGAAGCUGUUAGAGAAGUCGAUCCAAGCAUAGCAGGUCAUAUUGCGACGACGUGUGACUUCGAGAUACGAGAUGCAGUCAUAAUGGAGCAAUACCAGUAUCACGUGAAGCUAAGCGCGGAUGAUGUAGCUGCUGGCACCGUUUGGAGUUCGUCGUCACAGUGCUCGGGCGACAAGUCAAAAGUCGGGAUUGUCGGUGCUUUCUACGCGAAACACGAUGUAUCCCUCAUGACAGGGUCAUAUUGCGAAGUCCAGGAUGUUGCCCAUGAGAUUAGACAGAUCUGUCAAGGACAACAGGGAAGUGGGUGCUCGUUGGGAGAGCCCCAAGUGACAGCUUUGUCCGUGCUUUUCACGAAUCUCUGCUUUAAACCAAGUGAAGCAGAACUGCACCUCUUCUUCAGCUGCGACUAUGAUACAAUGGCACGGUUUGAAUGCAAGCUCUACAAGUCCCAGCGCUACAAUCCGGAGAGCGGCACGUGCAGUUGCCCGAGUGACAUGACCGCGUGCUCUCUCGACGAGGCCAAGGCGAGGGAUAGUUGGUUUCAUAACUUGAGUCCAUCGCAUCGUUAUAUCCUGAGCGGCCAGAUCCGGCUUGAUCCAGUGGAGAAGGUCUUCCAAGCUUACAAUGCAGUUGAUUACGCGUCGAAUGUGGCGGGAAAGGACUUGUGCACUAUGUCGAACACUGUUUCAGUAUGCAAGAACCUCCGGCCCUACACGGCAACGCAUCUCAACAUGGGAGCUGACUGCUAUAAAGAAUCUUCGAAGUCUCAAUACUGCACAAUGCCGUGCCUCGAGGCAUGGAGCGCGUUCAUGGCUUCCGAGAUGCCAUUGUCCACGCAUGAUUAUCUGCGGAUGUUCGAGGUGUUCUGGCACAGUUACACAUUUCCGUCCCUCCCUAAGGGCACCAGCUCGGAGUUUCUGGAGCAGAUACGGAACUGCAGAUUCUCUCCCAGACCGACGUCAGCUCCUAUGGAUCAAUACGAGGACGAGAUAAGCGUUCCUGUGCCGUCGUCGGGAUCAAUCUCUGUAGAUAUCAACUGCAGCAACGGCCUUCGUAGAGAUGUAAUCCAGGCCUUAGUCGGACCCAAGACUCUAAUCACAAGGAAUGUAGAGGUGCUCGGGUGCCGGUACGAGGACGUCACGGACACGGUUCGCGCUGCGUGUGACGAAGCCCGCUCGACUGGAACCACCGCGUGUGUGAUUGACACAAGUCUGUUGACGCCCUCAGCAAUCCUCUGCUACUCAUCGGAGGUUGUACUUGCCGUCAGAAGCAACUGUGUUCCAGAUCCCUCCUUGAAACCAGAUUUCGAGUGCGAACCAUAUUUGGUGACUGGACGAAUAAACACAAAUGGCACAGCAUGCACAUGCCCAAAUAAUGCGGACCCAUGCACGAUUACUGAGAGCCGGCUGUCAGAUUCGUGGUGGAAAACGCUACCCACCGGUUCCAUUGUCAGUUUGGCUAAUGCAGUAAUCUGGGCAGCCCCUCCAGGAACAUCUCUUUACGGCUUCACAAAUACGGAUGCACACAGAGAUAUUUGUGCCCCCGACCCCUUCCACUAUGUUCUAUGCAAAGAUCCGAACUGUCGGGAAGCAUUCGCUAUCGACAUGCAUGCCUCGUCAGCCGACGAUCGAGAAUGUCAGGAAGCAUGCGCGGCGCUGGUUGUCUCAGGGUGCGCUACUGCUCAGAGCAAGUGGCUAUGCGUGGCACGGGCUCUGUCCAAAUGCUAUACACCAAACACAGAGUCCAUGACCUGUCAAAUCGACAUGUCACCUUACACCUUCUCCGCCGCAGACGGCACGUGCCGAUGCACCGGCAUGGGGUCGCCAUGCACAGUCGAUGAGGCUGAAGUAACACGUCCGGAUUGGAUCGAGUCUUUCCAGGCGCUUGGAGUUGGCGACAGAGAGGGUGUUGUCGUUGCCAAAAAUUUUCGCGCGCUGUGGAUAGGAGAUCCUGAUAAGUGGAAAUAUGAGGCUGGCGUGAAUAAGGGAGCCGGCUGCGUCGCGAACCCGUGGAUCGCUGGUGUGUUUUGUGGAGUCAAAUUAGCGAUCAAACCCCCGGCUCGAGGAGACGCAGCGCCAUUGUGUGCCGAAGCAGUGACGGAUGACCCCGCAAAGGCAACAUCCUCCGCGUGCCGUGUGCACUGCGCAUCGGUCUUCAAGGAGUGCAAACAGAUUGUGUCUCAAGGAUCACCAAUAUAUUCUGUCGCUCUCCAGUGUUUUGAGGCCGCCGCAGCAGCUCAUCCCACUCUAAUGUUCUGCUCCUACCAGAUAGCUCCCGAGGACCCAGACGCAGGCAAGGCUACGCUCGACGCCGGAUGGACAGUGGCGACUACGGAAUGGGUACGGGUUACGUUUGGAGCGGAUUUUUCUGAGCCACCGGUCGUCAUUGUCGGUGUUCCCAGGACGAUUGAUCCGUAUUACAAGACCGUUAUUCGAAAUGUCUCAACCACAAGCUUCGAAGUCAAGCUCCACAGAGACAACUGCACCUUGGCAAAAACCCAAAGCCGCAGCGCGGCUGUCUCCUGGAUGGCUUUGCCAGAAGGCCGAUAUCUUACAAGCAAUGUCCGCAAUCCAGUGAAGGCGGUAAAGCUUCAACUUUCAACUUUCGCGCCGACGUCCAUGUCCCUGACUUUUCGAAACCUCAAAAGUCCUGAGGACAUCGUUGCUGUGGCGCAAAUCCAAAGUGUCGACCCAGCCACAACAGCCACUGAGGGUCUCGGGGUUAUCGUUUCAGUGGUUGAAUCAGACCACGUGGAAAUCUCGCUCGUGGCGAACAAGUCAGUAGACAUUUCGUCUGUGACUGUCGGGCUCCUCGUCAUGGGGAAGCAAGACACCGAACUUGCAGCUGGAUUACCCCCUCUCCUCAACCGUUUCCGCCUCCAUACCUUCCGCGUCCGAAAAGGCGCUUAUUCGGCGUCACAUAUUUUCGGGAAAGACGUGCCUUUCGCGGGGCCUAAUAUGCCCUACAUCUUCAGCACUACGAUCAUAACAAGAUCCACCGAUCAGGUGUUUCAGGUGAGCGACCAGGUGGUGAUAACGCGAAGACCAACGACCGACCCUUUCACCUGGUCUGCGCUGCUGUGGAAGGCGAUAUGCGAGCCUACGCGGCACUUUAAGGCCAUCCCCGACAGUGCGGAUUUGGAGGUCGUCGGAUUUUACAUUGAGGCGAAUUCCGCUGAGCCCACGCCGUCAACACCGGAGCUGGGAGACAUCUGUUCGCUUUUUUCAGCACAAAGCUUUGUCACGACAUUGAAACAGAACUGCGUCAACCUCUGCAAUGAUGGAAAACCAAGUUCGGUGGUCGAACACUGCGAGCAGAAGUGCCGACCCGUCGUGGAUCCCGAGGGUCUCGAGGCAUGCAAACAGGGAUGCGCCGAGAAUAUUGAAGACGAAUUUCAAAAGUGCGCUUCUCAGUGCCAGGACGCUGAUAGUCUGGCAUGCAUAACAUCGUGCGAGGAUGUGAUGGCGAAUCAAUGCCGGUCCGCAAGUUCCAAAGAUGCCAUGAACUGCGUGCUGUACGGUUUGCCCGUUACAGAGCUCGAAGCGUGUGUCUUUAACGAAGCGUACACGAGCGAUCAAACGCCAAUACCGGAACUCCCCGAAGCAGAAGAAGAUAUGCCGAACCAAAGCUAUGCCGACUGCUUUGUGUUGGACAUGCGCCAAGGAUACGAUAGAUUUAUAGGGUGGGACUCUCGAACUGCGACAUGCAAGUGUCCAAACGACUUCGCUGCAUGCACAUCCGCGGCGGUGGACGCGGGGCAUCACUGGCGAACAGAGCUUCUGCGGCCUGACGGGCUCUGCGCGGCCCAGGGUGACGCCGCCUUUAUGGCGUUAGCGCAGCGGUUUCGGUCGACGACUGGAAACUUGUGCGAGUUGGCGAAAAUAGGGUCGCGUAUUACGUGGGAGGACAAUACACUUCCAGCGUACCCUGACCAAGACGUCAAUACCGAAGAUUCCGUUGUCCGAAGCGGAGAAUACGAGUGCAGGAACUCGUGGUUCUAUGUAUUCUGUCCAGCUGACGCAACUUCAACAACGACAGUCGCCCCUACCGUGACGAAGGAGGAGAUAACGUUGAAGACGGCGAUCGUCGGAGAGUGGGGGGAAUGGAGCCCCUGUUCGGGCACGUGCAUUUCGAGCUCGUGGACUCCAAAACGAAUGCGAAAGAGGCAGGUCCUGGCGCAGCUUCCCACCUCAGCGACGCCGGACUUGUGGGAAAUGGAGGACUGCCUUGGCCUGCCCAUAUGCGGCACCGCGUGCUGGGACAGUGAUUGGACUGAGUGGGGAGACUGCGCUGAGUACACCGUUGAUUUGAAAGCGGGGGCGGAACUCUAUCGGCGGCAAGUCAAACACAUUUUCUCGUACUCCGCGGCAGCCUGUGGAAAUGAUAAAUUCGUCAGAUACGAAAAGUGCGAAGAAGAAAUGGCUGAAGUCUACGAAGACGUGUCUGCUAUGGAUACCACCACUAGCCGGGGAGCAGGUCACCACAGAGGUGUGUACGAUGGACCCGAUGGACGUUUGCCCUUUCCGGCGUCGCCCACGCGUGCUUCGUCUUCGUUGAUUCCGUCGGCCGAGCAGCUCUCGUUUUUCGUCGACUCGGCAGACCCGUACGCUAAGCUGACGCAAGCUCGAAUGGGGUUCAUGGACCGGCGACGCUCUCGCAGCCGGUCGGUCUCAGUCGAGGACGGUUCCGGUGCAGCAGUGGCCCAGCCGGAGGGCGUCAAACACAGGGAGCCUGGAGCCAAUCGUCGCCAUUCCGAGGAGCCGCCUGACGGACACAACGAGCCAGGACGACGGCGGGGAGAAACUGAGACAAACGUUGCUCGCCCAGCAGUCGGCCGUGGGGGUCGUAGCCAGGAGGCCCCUGGCCGGGUGGCUUACCAGGUAGACUCAGGCAACAACGAGGGAUUGCUUGCCGCUAUUGAGACAGUAGCUAGUCCUGAUAAGCUACAUGGCGGCGGUCUCGGAGCAGGGGCAGCGUCCGAGUCGGAAAAAGAAGUCGAUACAGCAAGGAGUCACGAGGAGCUGGAACGGGCUGCGCCACUCGUCUCCGACGAGAGACAGGAAGACAAAGGCGAAUCUAGUCGCAACGCUGAGACGGAAAUCGCGAGCCACGCAGCUGCUGCACCUUGGGAUGCCGGGCACGGCAACGUUGCUAUGGGAACGGAGUUGCCGAAGGGUAUGACAGAGCCGGCGCCGGCUGGAGAGCCGGUGGAGCCGAAAAAGGCCCAAGCGAGUGGAGGCCCGCUCACCGCCCCAGCGGCGGACGACACGGUUGCCACAGGGAGUGAGACAGCGGCUUUUGUUGGGCGUGCGAGUCGCGGGCGAAAACGUGCCCGGACCGACAACAGCAGCACCAGAACGCGCCGGGGGACGCGAGCAGCCCGCGCGGGCGUUGUCCCCGUCUGCUCUGCUGUUUCGGCGUGGUCGGGAUGCGACUCACCCUGUGCGAUUCACCAGGGCACCGCAGCUCGUCGAUAUCGCCUUGCGCUUCCUGGGUUGAACAACGCAAGAUACUGCACGCUGCCUGCACUGGACGAUAAGCAUCUGUGUCCAGAUCUGCAAGCCUGUGAAUAUCCUAAAAUCGAUUGUUCUAUGGUCACCGCCGGACGCCAAACAGAAGAAGACGCGACUGAGUGCCAAAUCGUGUGUAAAGCCACUUUUGCUUCCUGCAAGACAAUGAUGACAGGCACAGUGGCGCGGUACACUUCCAUCGAGCAUUGCGUCCUCGUUCGCUUCGCGGAGCAUCAGAGUUACCCCGGCCAGUGUCAACUGACUACCGAAGUUCAGGGAGGGGCCUCGCAUCCUCAAGACACGAAGUGCUUCCCGUCAUCAACGCGCCGGCGAGUCGCGUCUGGGGAGUUUCCAUUCAUUUUUCAGCUUCCUGUGUCCAAGAGGUCGGCCGUGUCUUCUGAUGAGCCCCAAAACAAUUCCGCCGAUGCGACGCCAUCUCUGGUGUCAAUGGGGACAUUCGCAGCCCCCACAAGUGGAGUCGUAAACCCUCUCUCUCCAUCGUGGUCGGCCUCCUCAACCACUGCAUUCAUCGAUUCCUGCGAGUGCUUUGACCCUGACCAUGAGCCCUGUACGGCUCCGGAAGCACGCGAUGCCGCCUACAACUUCCUCUACCCGGCUCUAACAUACCCGUUGUGCGCAGCGACUACCUCAGGAGAAAAAGCGUUCUUCACAAGGGAUGAGCUCACAGGACGAGCGGACGCCUCAACGUACUUUGCCUUGAAAGGCAUGCAGCGCAUUCAUUGCCCCAUCCCCAUGUAUAGGGCACUCAUAGAGGGGAAGGACAGCAAGGUUGUUAACGUCGUCACGUUCUCUAAAUUCGAGUCCAAAGAAGAGCUAAAUAACUUCUGCGAAAAAGGACUCGAAGUGUGGGACAGGAGAGCGUCAAACUCAAUCCGAGAUGGGCCGAUUAUUCCGCGGUGCGAGGCAGCGAGUAGCGUCACAGGUGACGAUAACCUGAACGGUGUUUGCCAGCGCCGGUGCAUACAGUCAAGAACGUACUGCUCGGCUAGAAGCGAGACUGUGACAGAGCUGGCGUCCUGCGUCAAAGACCAACUGAUCAGCCUCGGGUUUCACGAGACCUGCACUACUCCAGAGGUUUUAGCCCCUGGGCGAGGCAUCAUUAUGUGCAAAAGGAAACUGCACAACUGCGUGUAUACGGAGUGGACGGAGUGGUCAGAGUGCAGCCCUAGCUGCUUUGACUGGGCCGAAGGAUUGGUCCCGACUCGCGUCCGGUCUCGCAAUCUUGUCGCUGACGACGAUGUAAAUCCAGAGCAAUGCAGAAAUGGAAGUCGGCAAGGCACAGUUCAAACGGAGGAGUGCACUAAGGUCCCCGUCUGCCACGGAUCCGAAGAUGUUGACAUAGAGGGUAUACCGGUCGUUGAACCAAAGCCAGAGCCUGUGGUACCUGCCUGGUCCGACACAAGGGCUGACGCAGGCGAGGAAGUGGAGGAACGUGACGGCGACCACGCAGCGACGACGGCAGUCAAGUGUUUCCUCGCUAACAUGAGCGACCUCCUCUACGAGGCCGUCCGAGGGUAUGAUGAAGCGUACCGCGCGUGCAAGUGUCCACAAGGUCGAAAACCGUGCACGCGGGCGGAGGCGAUGGCAACUUUAGACAACUGGACCAAGGACGUCGAGGCGGCCUGUGAGCGAGGCCGGUCUGGUGCAAUUGUUCUGAUGGACGGCGACCGCUUUUUCUGCGCCACGGGCUCCUUCGGAAAGGAACAAGCUCCCCUGUCGGAAGCGGCCUGCGGCACAUCAGAGUAUGAUUACGUUUUGUGUGAAGGAGAUCGACCGUGGGAAGAGCACACAGUGACGCGGUGGAUCGUUUGCCUUUUGUUGGGCCUAACGCUGGGCAUCGCCGUGGUCCUUUGUUGUCUACAGUACAGCGGCGACCUGCAGAAACUCGUUGGUUUGGCAGGGAGCUAUCCGCGGCUGGUCCAGGAACUAGUUGCACUCGAAACGCGUGAGAAGGAAAACGCGAAGCGCGGUCCCGAGGCACUCGAUACUUGGUCGCUGUCCAGUCGCUCCGCGUCUCUCAUCGGAGACUUGGGCCGCGAGCGCGCCGCUGCGUUCUCCGCGAGGGUCGACAGUCAGGCAACUGAGCUGCUGCUGGGCGAAGAGGAGGGUCGAGGCACGGCCAGUGAGACGCAGGCGGAGCGGCGCGACAGCGCAGUUUCCUUCAUGGGAGGAAGGCCGUCAUCAAGGGGUUUCAGUAGGCCGCGGAGGCGAAGCACGCAGCUCGGCGGAGCCUCUCGAACGCCGCGGGCUUCGCUUGUCGCUUCACGCGGUCUGGGGAAGCUGACAGGCCUCGGUAGCGGGGCACAAUCUAUCGGAAGUGCUGAGAGGAGUCCGUCGACCUCGCGAGUUUUCCUCGAAGACCUUGACACGGUGGGGAGCUUGUACUCCCGAGCCGUGUUGAAUGACGAAAGUGAGACUUUGACUAUGCUGCCGCACCCCAGGCGACGUUCCGAAGGCAGCAGAUCAGAAAGCAUCUAUCCUAGUGGCCAGGCAAACAUCGAAGGAAGACGUAGGCGCACGACGCUCGGAGCGAGGGCUUCCGGAUUCCUGAGUGGAGCCUCAUCGCGAAAAGGGUCUACAGGCGGUCGCGAAGGCGAGAUCAAGCCGAGCCAAGGCGACGCACGCAGCAAAGACUCAGAUGAUGAUGCGAAAUGA
Molecule: messenger RNA, 9366 nt
Organism: Besnoitia besnoiti
Lineage: Eukaryota; Apicomplexa; Conoidasida; Eucoccidiorida; Sarcocystidae
Product: microneme protein MIC15
Exons: 40
Coding region: 1-9366 (3121 amino acids)
Source: RefSeq, a predicted model, not a curated record